Cydia pomonella (codling moth) is the source of this 5037-nucleotide messenger RNA. Its product is annotated as protein Jumonji-like. The coding region runs from base 718 to 1194 and encodes 158 amino acids. The record is from RefSeq and is a predicted model, not a curated record. Lineage: Eukaryota; Metazoa; Arthropoda; Insecta; Lepidoptera; Tortricidae. The transcript has 5 exons. Gene Ontology annotation, cellular component: nucleus. Gene Ontology annotation, biological process: chromatin remodeling. Gene Ontology annotation, molecular function: histone demethylase activity.
ACAUACAAACAAAAACAAGCACAUCAACAAUUAUAAAAUACAAUUAAUUGAAAAUAUUAAUGCAAAAUAAAGUAUUAUUGUUUAAAGAAAAAAGUAAGUAAACUAUUAUUAUUACUUAGAGAUGUAUGAAGUCUCUAAAUGUUGAAUUACAAAAAAAAAACAAACAGAUACAAAAAGAAAUCUAAAAUUACUUAGAGGUGUAAAUAUCUCUAAAUGUCAGAACUAAAUGAUUUUUAUCAAAUUAUCCUUAGAGAUGUAAAGAGUCUCUAAGAGUCAAAAAUUCAGUAUAAUUAAAACAUUCAUCAGGAUAAAAGAAACAUACGAGAACCGAAUGAGGUGUCUCUCUAAGACUAAUUUGAUAAAAGUCAUUUAGUUCUGACAUUUAGAGAUAUUUACACCUCUGGAUAAUUUCAGUUUUUUUUUGUAUCCCUUUUUUUUAUUAUUAUUAUUUUAGUAAUUUUUUUGUAAUUGUAUUUUAUACUUAAUUGUUGAUGUGCUUGUUUUUGUUUGUAUGUAAAUUCCAUGUUGACGUGUAAAAGUGCCCUUGUGGCCUAUUUGCUGAAUAAAUGUUGAAGUUGAAGCAGACCAGUCUCCACAUGGCUUUAUUCCAGGUACGGCAUCCCUCGCGACGAAAGCGCAAAUUUCCGUCGCGCAGUAGAAACACUGUGCCCCGCCUACUGUCAGAACAAGUCCAUCUGGCUGGCCUCCGAGAUCACCAUGGUGCCACCCAACAUCCUCAGCGAGCAUGGAGUGAAGCUGUCAAGGCUGCUGCAGCGGCCCGGGGAAUAUGUCCUGGUGUUCCCCGAAGCCCAUUCCUGCUCAAUAACUACUGGGUUCGGGAUAUCGGAGAGUGUAUACUUUGCAUCAAACGCUUGGCUGACGGAUGUGUUUAAACUGUUUCAAGAGCUGCGCAACAGCUGCGAGCCGACCAUGUUCUCCCUGGAGCAGCUCCUCCUGAACGGCAGCGCCGACUCCUCGGCCCCUCACCAGGUGUGCUUCGUGCUGGCCACGCUGCUCAGCGCCGAGCUGGAGCACCGCCGCGCCCUCGACCACAAGGGGCUCAAGGUGCAAGAACGUCCCCCAUCGUCGGCGCCGCUCAACACGUCGUACUUCCGCGCGUGGAACACUCGCGACCAAGACGAGUGCGAGUACUGCCGCUCCACCCUGUUCCUGUCCAAGGUUAGACAUCACUAAACGUAGCUCGCAGUAUCAACCCCCGCCGCCGCCGGUCACGUAGUCCGCGCGUGGAACACUCGCGACCAAGUCGAGUGCGAGUACUGCCGCUCCACCCUGUUCCUGUCCAAGGUUAGACAUCACUAAACGUAGCUCUCAGUAUCACACCCCGCCACCGCCGGUCACGUAGUCCGCGCGUGGAACACUCGCGACCAAGACGAGUGCGAGUACUGCCGCUCCACCCUGUUCCUGUCCAAGGUUAGACAUCACUAAACGUAGCUCUCAGUAUCACACCCCGCCACCGCCGGUCACGUAGUCCGCGCGUGGAACACUCGCGACCAAGACGAGUGCGAGUUCUACCGCUACACGCAGUUCCUGUCCAAGGUUAGACAUCACUAAACGUAGCUCGCAGUAUCAACCCCCGCCGCCGCCGGUCACGUAGUCCGCGCGUGAAACACUCGCUACCAAGACGAGUGCGAGUACUGCCGCUCCACCCUGUUUCUGUCCAAGGUUAGACAUCACUAAACGUAGCUCGCAGUAUCAACCCCCGCCGCCGCCGGUCACGUAGUCCGCGCGUGGAACACUCGCGACCAAGACGAGUGCGAGUACUGCCGCUCCACCCUGUUCCUGUCCAAGGUUAGACAUCACUAAACGUAGCUCGCAGUAUCAACCCCCGCCGCCGCCGGUCACGUAGUCCGCGCGUGGAACACUCGCGACCAAGUCGAGUGCGAGUUCUACCGCUACACGCAGUUCCUGUCCAAGGUUAGACAUCACUAAACGUAGCUCGCAGUAUCAACCCCCGCCGCCGCCGGUCACGUAGUCCGCGCGUGGAACACUCGCUACCAAGACGAGUGCGAGUACUGCCGCUCCACCCUGUUUCUGUCCAAGGUUAGACAUCACUAAACGUAGCUCGCAGUAUCAACCCCCGCCGCCGCCGGUCAGGUAGUCCGCGCGUGGAACACUCGCUACCAAGACGAGUGCGAGUACUGCCGCUCCACCCUGUUUCUGUCCAAGGUUAGACAUCACUAAACGUAGCUCGCAGUAUCAACCCCCGCCGCCGCCGGUCACGUAGUCCGCGCGUGGAACACUCGCGACCAAGUCGAGUGCGAGUUCUACCGCUACACGCAGUUCCUGUCCAAGGUUAGACAUCACUAAACGUAGCUCGCAGUAUCAACCCCCGCCGCCGCCGGUCACGUAGUCCGCGCGUGGAACACUCGCUACCAAGACGAGUGCGAGUACUGCCGCUCCACCCUGUUUCUGUCCAAGGUUAGACAUCACUAAACGUAGCUCGCAGUAUCAACCCUCGCCGCCGCCGGUCACGUAGUCCGCGCGUGGAACACUCGCGACCAAGACGAGUGCGAGUACUGCCGCUCCACCCUGUUCCUGUCCAAGGUUAGACAUCACUAAACGUAGCUCGCAGUAUCAACCCCCGCCGCCGCCGGUCACGUAGUCCGCGCGUGGAACACUCGCGACCAAGACGAGUGCGAGUACUGCCGCUCCACCCUGUUCCUGUCCAAGGUUAGACAUCACUAAACGUAGCUCUCAGUAUCACACCCCGCCACCGCCGGUCACGUAGUCCGCGCGUGGAACACUCGCGACCAAGUCUAGUGCGAGUUCUACCGCUACACGCUGUUCCUGUCCAAGGUUAGACAUCACUAAACGUAGCUCGCAGUAUCAACCCCCGCCGCCGCCGGUCACGUAGUCCGCGCGUGGAACACUCGCUACCAAGACGAGUGCGAGUACUGCCGCUCCACCCUGUUUCUGUCCAAGGUUAGACAUCACUAAACGUAGCUCGCAGUAUCAACCCCCGCCGCCGCCGGUCACGUAGUCCGCGCGUGGAACACUCGCGACCAAGUCGAGUGCGAGUUCUACCGCUACACGCAGUUCCUGUCCAAGGUUAGACAUCACUAAACGUAGCUUGCAGUAUCAACCCCCGCCGCCGCCGGUCACGUAGUCCGCGCGUGGAACACUCGCUACCAAGACGAGUGCGAGUACUGCCGCUCCACCCUGUUUCUGUCCAAGGUGACCGGGCUCACGGGCCGCAAGUCCGCCGUGUGCCCCGAGCACGCGCUCCGCCUGCUGGAGACCAGGAAGCACAAGAACGUGGAUCUGCACACGCUCGAGUUCCUCUCGUCGUUCACCACGCCCGCGCUCGAGGAGAUGCUGGAGCGGCUCGACGCGCGCACCGCCGGCGACCAGAGCGCCCACGCGGACCCCGAGUAGAGACGAAACCAGUGCAUCCACUCAAAAUGCCUCAGGAGCACACUGCAGCCGUCGACAGGAACGGCCGGAGCCCCUUCACUGAUGUUUCCAGGCCGAAUAGGGCUUACGAUUCCGGGAUCCCGCGCAUUUAGUCCCACUUGUUGUGGGAUUCCGAUCCCGCGGGAUUCGGGAUGUAGUUUGUAUCGUCAGCCUCCCAUCUUACAAGCCGGGAGAUAACGUUGCCAUUUUUUUAAACUGCGCACCGCAUAAGGUACCUACGCCAAAGGGUACUUAAACUGGCCUACUUCCAAAAUGGUUUGCUAUUGUGAAAUCAGUCAAACAAGUUCGUUAAUAGAAAAAAGCGCGGAUUUCAAAUUGUCUAUGGGACGAUAACAUUUCGCGCAUACAUUUUUUAAAUAUGCCACUUUUUUCUACUGACUGAAAUUGCUUGACAGACCAUAAGUGUGAAUUUUGCGUCCGUAUUCGCUAGUGUCAUAGACAAAACUACAAGUUCACGUAAAAUAUAAGCAAAAUAAAAACGGGCCUUAUUUGGAGCAGGUACCUUAUUUUUGAUGAUUUUAACAAACGUGCGUUUUGAAUAUUUAGAAAAUAAUACUUUUUGUUUAAAUUAAAUUAAUUUAGUUUUCAUUUAUAAUGUUAUUUUUUAAAAUAGGGGUCCUCCAUUAAUAACAUCACACGAGGGGGAGGGAGGGGUACAAAAAUGUGACAUGGGGGGGGACAUACCUUAUUUUUGAUGAUUUUUGAUUUUAACAAACGUGCGUUUGAAGAAUAUUUAGAAAAUAAUACUUUUUGUUUAAAUUAAAUUAAUUUAGUUUUCAUUUAUAAUGUUAUUUUUUAAAAUAGGGGUCCUCCAUUAAUAACAUCACACGAGGGGGAGGGAGGGGUACAAAAAAUGUGACAUGUGACUUGGGGGGAGUGAACAGCUUUGUGACGUCACUUAACUUCACAUAUAAACAAAAAUUGUACAGCUAAAUAACUAGUUUUUGCAACGAUAUAUAGUUUUAUUGCGUGACAUUUUAUUCCUCAUCGGUUUCGUGUCAUAAAAUUUCUAAAUUGAUAUUAAUAAAAAUAUUUUUUUAUUAAAAUAAUACUUCAUUCUAAUUGCUUAUUUCAGUUAUUUCGUUAAAGAGAUUGACAAAUAUGUGACGACACACCAGGGGGGAGGGUUGCCUAAUGUGACCAGGUGUAACAAGGAGGCAAAAAUUCAUGCGAUGUAAUAAACUGAUGACCCCAGACGUGUAAGAAAAAAAAAACAAAAAUAAUGAUACAAAUUGUAUGGCAUCGUACUUGUGGGCCAGCUUCGUAUAUGGCGGGGUUUAACACUAACCCCCUUAUUCAUAAACGUGUACUAAAGUUACGAUGCCGCUGAUCAUCGUUUGCCCCUUUCCGACGUAUAGGUAUGAUGGAAAGGGACAAACGAUGAUCAGCGGCAUCGUAACUUUAGUACACGUUGAUGAAUAAGGGGGUUCAUGAAUAAAAGGAGUUCAUAAAAUGAACCGGGGGCUUUACGUCCAAAGCUUUAAAAGGGAUAGUAAUAGUGCAAUUUGCCGCCAGGGGCAGCACUAGCACAUACCGUAAACCAUAGAGUAACAUACACUACCAUCACAAAGUUUAAUACCAAACACGGAAUAUGCAUAUUUG